AUGUGACGACCAGCUCUCUGGAUGUUUCCCUCUGUUGCAGCUGAAGUCUGAGAUCUCAACCAGGAUACCUGAUUUCAUGCAUGUGUCUGUAGGAGCGUGGAUACGAGCUCUGGAGCGGGUCAUAUUCUUUGUUUCCAUGCCGACCCACAGGAUGAUGUGAGUCGGUUGUCUUUGGUGGGCUGAAGGUAGUGAGGUAUCCCGCAGUCCUGAGCACUGCUAGCAUGCCUGUGCAUCAGAUAUCGGUUGUACCCAUCACUAAGGAGAACGGCAACAGCUCCGGCCGGAAUAGAGACAAGAGUAAAGAGAAUGAGGGUGAGAAGGCACCUGGGCGAUCAGGAAGUCGAUCCAGUAAUAUAUCUAAGGCCAGCAGUUCCACCCAAGGAGCCGCUCUGAACAGCGUCUCUCAGACAUCAGUUACAGCCUCCUCCCAGGACAUAUGCAGCUCUAGUGGUCACGCUAAACUUGAUGUAGAUGGCUCAGAUCAGACUACACCCGUCAUGCCCAUAAACCCGGCCUCCGAUCCCGCCCCCACCACAAAACGGCAAGUCAAGCGUCGUGUUCGAAAGCGACGGGAGAGCACCGGGUCUGUUGGGUGUGCCAAGGAGUGCGUGGGCCAGACGAGACAUUCCCGAUCGCAUAAGCAAGUGCACACACACUCUGACUCAUCCUCAGAAGACGAGCAACGCUGUAGAGAAGCUCGUUCUUGGAGCCGCGAGAAAGCGAGACGGAGACGCAGUGGCAGCCGACACACGCAAACGCAUCCCCGUGAGGAACAGGACGGCAUCGAACUCAUGUCUGUCAACUCUGACGAGGGACAGAAAGAGAACCAGCCGCCUCUGUGCAAGGAUCCCGACACCAACGCCCACAAAAAGUUGUUGUCAAAAAGGGAGGAGCGUGGGGGCCAAAGCCAGGCAGCCAAUCACAGGAAAGGGAGUGAGCAUGGUACUAGUAGGAGUGGAAGUGAGGAGGAGGAGGAGCCUAUUACAAAGACAUAUGAGGAGCGAGAUUCAGGAGAUCCAGAUAUGUCUGUCCCAUCCCCCUGUAAAUGCACUAAUCCCACCAAUCAAAAUGGCGCCACGCAACAAGCAUCCACUGAUGAUGAACAAGAGGUGUGCAGGAUCUGUCACUGUGAAGGUGACGAAGAGUGUCCACUCAUCACCCCCUGCCACUGUACAGGAAGUAUGCGUUUUGUGCACCAGACCUGCCUGCACCAGUGGAUCAAGAGUUCCGACACACGCUGCUGUGAGCUGUGCAAAUAUGACUUCAUCAUGGAGACACACCUCAAACCUUUGCGCAAGUGGGAGAAGCUACAGAUGUCUAAGAGCGAGCGACGGAAGAUCUUCUGCUCUGUGGCCUUUCACCUGGCGGCUGUGGUGUGUGUCAUCUGGUCACUCUACGUUCUGAUUGACCGCACGGCUGAAGAGAUCCGACAAGGCAAGAACAAUGCGUUGGUGCGUUUGUCCCCUCUCAAUGCCGUAGGGGUGCUGGAGUGGCCGUUCUGGACUAAGCUCAUCGUGGUGGCGGUUGGCUUUUUUGGAGGACUCCUCUUCAUGUACAUUCAGUGCAAAGUCUAUCUGCAGCUCUGGAGGAAGCUAAAGGCUUUCAACAGGAUCAUCUUUGUACAGAACUGCCCUGAAACCGUCCGCAACGGAGAGAACAGGCCGCCCCCGGUCACCCAGAGCAACGGCACGCACGGGGCAGUGGAGGUUCCCGUACCUCAGACACAAACAAACACAGGAGAUGCGGAGGUGGCUCCUGUUUGAUCAUGGAUGCUUGGUGCCCUGAAACCUCAGAAAAGUCUAGUAAAGGGCUCCUCUAGGUGUUUGUAUUUGACCAAAGUGAUGUGAUUUACAUCAAAUAACAAAAGCACUUUUUAUUUUCCCUGUAGGUGGAUGACCUUAUAUAAGAUUUCAUAGAUGUAUAUGAAAUUAAAACAUUAAUUGUGUGUGCAAUGAUGUCAUUUGUUAUGACAAGGUGUAAAAACAUUAGCGCAAAUAAUCAUACCCCCAAUCCAUAAUUAAAUAGUAUAAUAAGGGAUU
This is a messenger RNA of Rhinichthys klamathensis goyatoka, 2039 nucleotides long. It is a transcript of the gene marchf1, whose product is annotated as membrane-associated ring finger (C3HC4) 1. The transcript is spliced from 7 exons. Gene Ontology annotation, cellular component: lysosome; early endosome membrane; late endosome membrane. Gene Ontology annotation, biological process: immune response; antigen processing and presentation of peptide antigen via MHC class II; protein polyubiquitination. Bases 222 to 1763 code for a protein of 513 amino acids. Lineage: Eukaryota; Metazoa; Chordata; Actinopteri; Cypriniformes; Leuciscidae. The record is from RefSeq and is a predicted model, not a curated record. Gene Ontology annotation, molecular function: ubiquitin protein ligase activity; zinc ion binding; MHC protein binding.